Owenia fusiformis is the source of this 5079-nucleotide messenger RNA. The record is from the annotation of a GenBank genome assembly. NCBI's taxonomy places the organism in Eukaryota, Metazoa, Annelida, Polychaeta, Sabellida, Oweniidae.
AUGCCGCCUUUUCAAUGCAUGCAUUGCCCAGAGAGUCUUUCAAUCGACUCUGUAAUUGAACAUUAUAACAAUCACAGUCAGACAACCAUAUUGCCUGUUAACUUCUAUCAAUGUUCAAUCUGCAGUUUUCAUACACGUCAUUCAAAGUCAUUUAUAGACCAUGUUUCAGAAUAUCACAAAAGUACUGAAUUAUUUCACUGUCCAUAUUGUGAUGCACAAGCACCUACUGCUGAAAUAUUAGUGAGCCACAUGGAGGUAUACAAAUAUCUCAACGGUGCACAACUACUUUACAAGUGUGCAGAUUGUAAACAACAAUUGGAAACAAAGAGGUCUUUGAAACGCCAUAUCCUGAGGGAUCACAAUGAUAGUUAUUUGUGUGGUUUUUGCUCAGAGAAGUUCAAAACUCUGGAUGAAAUGUGUACACAUAUUGAUGCUAAUAUAUAUGAUAUAUAUAAAUGUAAAGAGUGUAGUUUUGUUCAUACCAGUCAAGCCAACAUAGAGCAGCAUGUUCUGAUCAAUCAUGUUUUAGCUGAGUGCAUUGUCAUUAGAAAGUCAGUUCCUGGGAAAUGUCUAAAUCAGCUGACUUUGAGUAAAUUGAUUGAUGCACGUAAUGAGGUAAUGAAACAGGACAGUAAAGACCUUAAAAAGCAGCAUGUUUCUAAAAAAUCCACAACAAAGGGAUGUAAGAGACCCCCAUCUCUCACUGUUGCAUGUAACAUGUGUGGAGAUCAUAUUGAUGUUCUACAAGUAGAUGAGCAUGCCGUUAUAUGUAAGAAAACCAAGGCUGAUGAUGUAUCAGGUGCUCAAUCAACAACAGAUCCAAAAUCGGAGUCACAUUCCGAAGGAAAGUGUGGAAUAACAAACCGUCCAAAAGAUGUAUGUGUGAAGGUUGAACCAUUUGAAAAUUAUGAUCUUAAUGGGAAGAUGAUGUGGUAUGAAUGUGCUGGUUGUAAAUUUGAAACCAAAAAUUCAUUGCUGAUUGUUUCUCACCUUGGUUCAUGUAACCAGGCUAGGGAAGCAGCCAUAACGUUAACCGCAGAUGGAUGCAGACCUCCUUUAAAUGCCUCACCUCGUAGACAAAUAUGUUACACGUGUCCAAAUUGUCCAUAUGAUGCAUACAGCUCUGUUGAAAUGUGUGAACAUAUGCAAAACCAUGCAAAAAGAAUAUCACUUUAUACAAGUAGUCAGUUUUCAUGUUCCUACUGUAACCAAAUAUUCCAGUGGUAUUAUGAGUUGUAUGAUCACAUGUCAGCCCAUAAAGGAAGAACAAAACUGAAAUUAUUUACUUGUCAGCUCUGUAGAUAUAGAACAACACUGGAUGCUUUGGCAAAAGAUCAUGCUUUACAGGUACAUGAGCAAAGAUUGGACCCUAUACCAUUGGUCAGUAUGUUUGAAUGUCAGGAUGGUAGCUGUGAGAGCUGUGGUAGACUUUUAAAAGCAAAGGCCAUUUGUGCAGUUUGUCAAACUGUUAGAUGUACAGAUCAACCCCAGCAACAAAUCAACAGUAUUUCUCAAGCACAACAACCUCAAAUCAAAUCUGAACACGCUUCUUUCCAAAAUGACACACCUGCACAAAAUAUUGUUAGUGGAUCUUCUGGGAAUUUGACCAAACAAAUGUCAAGUGGAAUGACUACCUUAAAUAUCAAAUGUCCUCUCUGUGUAAUGAGAUUCCCAAGUCACCAUGAGCUACAAAACCACAAUCAGCAAGUUCAUGAUAUAAAAUUUUCAAUCUCAAAUAAGCCAAUCAAAGAAGAACAAGAUAGGACUAGACCACAGACAUAUGCCUGCAAUAUUCCCGAUACAAAGCAUCUUAUUCAACCUGUUCAGCCACAACUUCAGGAUGCAUCCAUGACACAAUCCAAAAAUCCAAUCCAACACAAUCCAUCACAACCCAGCCAAUUGAAAUGUAUCAUUAAAGAUGAGCAACAUGAUACUAUGGAAAUGAAGUCCAAAUUAGCUGAUAAAAAGACUACUUUAGAUCUGAAGAUUCAGGAUAAAGAAGUUUCGAAUCCAAUUAAAAAAGAAAAGAUCAAGAGUGGAAACAAGGCACCAGGUAUUUCUGAGAACAAUUUGGACACAAAGGAUCUUCAAAAAUGUAGUCAUCCAAGAAGGAACAGUUCAAAAGCAUCUACUCCACCACUAUCAAAUGACGAUGCAACUGAUGAAGUAUGUGAAAGUAACUGGGGGGAGGACUCUGAACCAGUUGAUGACUGGGAAGAGGAGAGGAGCAUGGGCACAUCUAGAGUUCUCAGGCCAAGAAAAAAGAUAAAGUCUUAUAAUGAGGAACUACUUUCAGAAGGAAGUACGGAACAAGAAAAUAUCAGUAACCAUGCAGCAGUUGACAAAUCUAAUCAAAAAGUAAAAGACAAAGGUUCAUCUAAACCUUCUAAAAAGCCAGAGAAAUUAGAACUAACUGGUAAAAAAUCUAAAGAUCCUCCUUUUGUUGACUUAAAUACUAGUAAUGUUCUUAAACGUAGUGUUACAUCUAAAAGAAAAGAUGGACAUCAGACUUCACCAACAGUUGACUUAGAUACUAGUAAUGUUCUUAAACAUAGUGUUAGAUCUAAACAAAAAGAUGGACAUAAAACUACACCAGCAGCACCAAAUAUCACUUCUACAACUCCAAGCUCUUCUGUUAUUGCUCCAAAGCAAUCUGGAAUGACAGUUGAGAAGCUAACAUCAAUUAUUAAUGAAGGAUGUAAAUCAAAUCGUCCUGUGUCAACAAAUAUUCUGAAAAGUGGAGAUGUAUCAAAAGAGCAUCGCUCUAGUUGUUCCCUGGAUAGCAACAAAAAUGAUGUGGAAACUCCUGAUACACAUAAUGACGAUAAACCAGAACUUGAAACUGAUGAUGAAAUAUGUGUACUACCUUUAACAAAAAAUGGGGAUUUUAUGAUCCCUAAAGAAAAGGUUUUCUCAUCACAUGUACAGUGUUCAGAUUGCUCAUUUAGAUCUAGAAUCCAAAGUAGCCUUGUUCAUCAUUUACAACAGGAACAUGUUAAAAAGGAAACACCGCGCAAAAUGCCAGCUAUUAGAUAUUUAUCUAACUGUAGUAAGAGAAGAGAAAAGGGUGAGGUAAGGGUUGCCAAGGUCCUUCCAAAAGUUGAAAAGCACCAUUAUAAGCAUGGUGAUCACUUUGAAACCAAAAUUAGUAUUCAGCCAGAAGAUAUUUUUUCAGCUUGUGAAACUGGUAAAAGUUCCCGUCAUUGCCGGCAGUGCAAUUUCUCUGGAAAAUCAACAAAAGAGCUUAGGCUACAUAGAUACCUCAAACAUAUAUUGAAGAAACACUUCUUCUGUAUUUACUGUGGAUUAAAAGCAGAAUCUGAAAAGGUAAUUAAAAGCCAUUGUAAAAAGGUCCAUAAAAGCCUGCCAGUUGAACAUAAAAUCCUCCCAGCAGACAUGGAUCCUAAACCAGAACUGUGCUUGUCGCUUGUGGAUGAUAUAGGGAACAAGUCAAACAUACAUCAUGGGGAAAGCCUUAGGACUAGCAUUACAGGUAGAAAGGUAGCAGAAAUAGUUAGUGGAUCUGCUGAUGAUUUCACAGUUUUGGCAAGAGGUAAUGAUGUUGGUAAGUUGGUUGGUAAGUUGGUUGGAAAGUUCAAAUGUAAUGUGUGUAAUAGUGGGUCUACUUACACAAGCAAAGAAGAAGCAGGAAAACAUAUCAAUAGAAGCCAUUUAGGCAUAAAUAAUUACACUUGCACUCAAUGCAACACACAAUUUCAAAAGAAGAAUGAUUGUGAACAUCACUGUAUUUCCAAACACAAAUCUGACAAGUACGUAAAAUCUAACAAACCUCCUGUAUUUAGGGUUGUUAAAGUAGAAGGUGGCAUUUCUUAUCUUGGAACUGACAUUGAAGAUGAUCCAAAAGAAGUUACCAAUGUUGACAGUCGAGAAACUAUCUUCUGUGGUCUGUGUAAUAAAAGUGAUAAGGAAGAAGAUGUAAUAAAGAAACAUAUACUUGACAAGCAUGUGCGUUUUCUCCCAUUCAUAUGUACAAUAUGUAACCAAUCAUUGUACAACCGAGAGUCUGCAGAAGCUCAUUGUAAACACAGACAUGAGGGAAAGGAUCAUAAGAAGUGUAUUGCUACUGUAGUGGCGCCAAACAUUGACCACACCAUCAAAGAGAUCAAAGGAAAAAUCUAUAUUGGUGAUGUUGCACUUACACAACCUACAAAACCUGUGAUACGUACAUUACCAGAUCAGAAAACAAAUAAAGAUCAUGCCAGGUUACCUAUUAAUACAAAAGCUAAUACUAAGUCUGUUACAGAAAUUCAGAAAUCUGGAACAGAACCUAAGAAAGCAGAGAAACCUAUUCAACCUAAUGAGGAAUUUCAAUGUAAUGUUUGCAAGAAACAAUACCUAAAUAAGCACACCAUCAACAUGCAUAUCUAUACUACCCAUAAAACAUCAGAACGUUUCUUUUGCAAACUUUGUGAUGUUAAAGCUAUGUGUACCCGUGAUGAGAUUAAGGAACAUAUAUUAAAUGUUCAUAGGAAUACUGCACCAUUGAACAUUGGGGUAAAGCCAUUACCCACUUUGAAGUAUACAAAGUCUGGUUCUUUAACAAUCGUCACCCCUGAGUUAACAAACACAGAUGACUCCCCUGCACAAACUGCUGAAGAUAUUAGAAAAUUCAGAUGUGGUCUAUGUCAUGUAGAUAGCAAGAAUAAAUAUGAAACCAAGAAGCAUGUUUAUUCUGUCCAUUUGAAACUUGGAGGGUAUUAUUGCAAAUUGUGCAACGACCAGUUUUACAAGGUUAACGAAGCCAAAGAACAUGUUAAGUUGAAACACGCUAAAUCUUCCAUAGAGAAAUAUAUUGGGUAUCAUACACUUCCAGAGUUGCUUGAAACAAACACCUCAAAGUAUACCAUUUUUACACCUCCAUCAGAUGUUCCUAGUUCCCAUUCUAAAACUGCAAUGGAUGCUUCAAGUUCUACAUCAGAUGUAUCUUCCAAAUGUCCAAAAAUACAUGUAAAGGGAAAAGAUAAAGAUGAAAAAAUGGAUUCGAAAAGGAAAAGAAAAUUACCAACAACAUCUGAGAAGGGCAUAUCAUCCAAAUCCGAAGCUAAAAGGAGAAAAUAA